AUGGUCGCUGGCAGCGACGCCUUGCUGGACCACACGACCGGCAUACGAGCCAACUUUACGUCCGCGAAUGAAGGCGAACCAGUUCGACUGAACUCGGCCGGCAAAGGGGCACUUCAAUCGAACGACGGUGCGAACAAUGCUGUCACUGAAGAGAGGAUGAUGAGCGUUGGUCGGAUGUCAGCGGAAGGCCUCGGACAUACGGUUCCCGGGAUCGAAGAGUUCAUGGCAGAGCUAGUGAAGGUGGAUGACUUGCAAAAGAAAAUGUCGAGUACUGCCUCAACGGUUGAGGAAAACUGGGUGAAGUAUGCGGCUACUCGGAAAGACCCGAAACUUGUCAGGACCGCGGAGCACUGGAAAGAAGUCCUCGACGAAGCCUUCAAGAUGGAGACAGUUGCUUGGGCGACGCAUGAAAAGGAUUUGGAGAAGGUGAAGGCCGCCGUUCGCGAAUUAGAGAAGGGAGGCACGAAUCGUGAGACAGAGAUCAGGAAGGAAACCAAAGCGCGAAAGGUCAAGAGGCAGAAGAGCCCCAAUGAUCUAGAGGCGGUUGCAUGGAGAGAGAAGAAUGCGAACUGGGAGGCAGAGUCCCAUAUGAGGAAGGAUUUCAUCACACUUCUGCAAAAGCAGAUUGAAGUCCUUGAAAAGACACAGGCUAGGUCGACGAACUAUCUCAUCAACCUUUUGAAGACCAAGACGCAUCAAGUGAUUCAGAAGUACCUUGCCGAGUUUGUUAAUCUGAAACGAGAAGGUGUGACGGUGGAGGCAUACCAAAAAGAACUGCAGCUGGACCCAUCGAUAGUGAAGGAGAUGGAAUCUUGGGCAGAAGGUGUCACUGGCGCUGAUUUGUUCCGUUAUGGGCCGGCCUAUACGAAGUUUUUCUACUACAAAGUGUUUGUCAUGGGGCCGCCGGGUGCAAUUUAUAAAUUGCCUAUGCAUCCGUUUCCCAAGUCGACGAGUGCGUCCAAGUUGCGUGAAAGCAUCCUGUAG
Messenger RNA from Hyaloperonospora brassicae, 984 nucleotides. Lineage: Eukaryota; Oomycota; Peronosporomycetes; Peronosporales; Peronosporaceae. The record is from the annotation of a GenBank genome assembly.